Molecule: messenger RNA, 1238 nt
Organism: Bipolaris maydis ATCC 48331
Lineage: Eukaryota; Fungi; Ascomycota; Dothideomycetes; Pleosporales; Pleosporaceae
Source: RefSeq, a predicted model, not a curated record
CCCGACUCGAGAGCUCCCCGCCCGACAUUACCCCCUUCCUCACCCCGCGGAGAAGCUACAACACCCACAAUGCUUCUUCUUGACUAUCAGAACGUUCUCAUUGAGUCCCUACUGAGGGACCGCGUCAAUGGAGGAGCUCCCGCCAACAUUGACCAGGUCGUCUCCGACUUUGACGGCGUCACCUUCCACAUCUCAACCCCAGAGACCAAGACCAAGAUCCUGGUGUCGCUGCACAUCAAAUGCUUCAAGGAACUCGUCCAAUACGGUGCACAGGCUGUCCUCGAGCGCGAGUAUGGGCCGUUCAUUGUUGAGCCAGAGUCUGGAUAUGACUUCUCUGUCCUAGUAGAUUUGGAGAAUUUGCCAGAGGACCAAGAGGCCAAGGAUGACCUGGUCCGCCGCGUAGCCCUCCUCAAGCGAAACGCCAUGGCUGCACCCUUCGAACAGGCUUUCGACGAGUUCCACCAGCUCCAAGAGGAAGCCUCCAAGUACACAUCCGAGUCGGCGCCCCAAGGUGUGGCAGAGGGCGGUGAUGUACGCGCCAUCCACUACCGAGAAGAGGAAGCCAUAUACGUCAAGGCUAGCCACGACCGUGUGACUGUUAUUUUCUCAACCGUGUUCCGGGAAGAGACGGAUAGGAUAUUUGGAAAGGUUUUCCUUCAAGAGUUUGUCGAUGCCAGGCGAAGGGCUAUCCAAAACGCUCCUCAAGUGCUGUUCAGGAAUGACCCACCUCUUGAGCUACAAGGCAUUCCCGGAGUCGACACAUCCGGAUCUGCUGAUAUUGGCUAUAUUACCUUUGUGCUUUUCCCUCGCCAUCUCACAAACCAACGACGAGCCGAUGUCAUCUCACACAUCCAGACGUUCCGUGACUACUUCCACUACCACAUCAAGGCCUCCAAGGCUUUUAUUCAUUCAAGAAUGCGCAAGAGGACUGCCGACUUCCUCCAAGUUCUCCGCAGAGCUCGGCCCGAGGUAGAAGAGAAGGAGCGCAAGACGGCCAGCGGUCGUACGUUCAAGGUUCAAGCAUAGAACAGAUGAGAAAGCAGGCUACAAUUGUAACAUGACAUAUACAAUCCAGCAUUUGCCCGUCAUUGUCUGAUACAAAGCAUGCUUAUGUACAAAGUUGCGGAGAAUGCGUUGAAAUGGCCAGACAAUGUACUGCACCACAAAAGUAGGACUUGGUAAUUUACAUGUUGAUGACACAAACGCACGAAAAUGCCAAUUCACCAAGCCAUAACAUA